Rhinichthys klamathensis goyatoka is the source of this 1571-nucleotide messenger RNA. RefSeq names its product G protein-coupled receptor 137Ba (gene gpr137ba). The transcript is spliced from 7 exons. The coding region runs from base 212 to 1330 and encodes 372 amino acids. The record is from RefSeq and is a predicted model, not a curated record. Gene Ontology annotation, biological process: negative regulation of bone resorption; positive regulation of TORC1 signaling; negative regulation of osteoclast differentiation. Lineage: Eukaryota; Metazoa; Chordata; Actinopteri; Cypriniformes; Leuciscidae. Gene Ontology annotation, cellular component: lysosomal membrane.
UCUCUCCCUCCCUUCCUCCAGCUUUCACUGUUCGCUGCACAGCAUCAUACGCCUUCCUUCCAGCUGAAUGCGGUUCACGCACGAGGAACUGCUGCAUGCUUUCGUUUCCUCUGCCAUUCUCGUUUCCUUCCCCUAAAUCCCAGCGCUGCUCUCGCAAGCUCGUUCUCUCGCCUACAGGGGUUUAAACUCGAGAAGGAGGAGCUGAAGACCGAUGGAGAACGAGUCUCUCUCUCCUCUGCCGACUCUCAGCCCGGCCGUGCCGCCGUUCGUGAUGCUGGGUUUGACAGUGGCGUACACAGUCUUCUACACACUGCUCUUUGCGUUCGUGUACGCGCAGCUGUGGCUGGUGCUGAGAUACAGACACAAACGCUUCAGCUACCAGACUGUGUUUCUGUUCUUGUGUCUGCUGUGGGCGGCUCUGCGUGCGCUUCUCUUCUCCUUUUAUUUCAGAAACUGUGUGACCGCAAACACACUCGGACCCUUCUCUUUCUGGCUGCUCUACUGUUUCCCCGUGUGCCUGCAGUUCUUCACGCUCAGCCUCAUGAAUCUGUACUUCGCACAGGUCAUUUUCAAGGCGAAGUCUAAAUAUUCACCAGAACUUCAGAAAUACAGGCUGCCGCUGUACCUGCUCUUCUUGUGCAUCAGCAUCAUCUUCUUGCUGGUGAACUUGACCUGCGCGCUGCUGGUGAAGAUGACAAAGACCGACACCGAGACUGUAGUGCUGGUGCGCGUGGCCAUCAAUGACACUCUGUUUGUCCUGUGUGCCGUCUCACUCUCUCUGUGUCUCUACAAGAUCGCCAAGAUGUCUUUGGCCAACAUCUACCUGGAGUCGAAGGGAUCAUCUGUGUGUCAGGUGACUGCAAUCGGAGUGACGGUGAUCCUGCUGUACUCGUCUCGCGCGUGCUACAACCUAGUGGUGCUGGCACUGACAAAAAUCAAGAGCAUCAACUCAUUCGACUACGACUGGUACAACGUAUCAGACCAAGCAGAUCUGAAGUCGACAUUGGGCGAUGCUGGUUACGUGGUUUUUGGGGUGAUCCUGUUUGUUUGGGAGCUGCUGCCCACAUCCCUGGUGGUCUACUUUUUCCGAGUCCGUAAGCCAACUCAGGAUCGGAGUGCAGCGGUGAUCCCUGGGCACAAGUUCUCAUCUAGAGCUUAUUUCUUUGACAACCCGCGCCGUUAUGACAGCGAUGAUGACCUCGCAUGGAGUAUCAUCCCACAAAACAUUCAAGCCAGUGUUACGCCGGACAGCUAUGAUUGGAGCUCCAGGAACAACAGUUUCACCGCAUUCGUCGAAGGCAAAGAGUCUCAUCUAGUACCAGAGGAGUAAAAUCCCUACUAGAACUUUCUCAAUGAGGAGUUUGAUUAUUUUGCACAUUCCCCAUCACUGUGGCAUCAGUCAUGGGUAAUAGUACAUACCACAGAUUCUUUUUUUUUUUUUUUACCUAUAUUUAUUAGGGUAUCUCAAUAUAAUACCACAGCUGGGAUCUGGAAGCAAAACUACCAAUCAUUUUCUCUAUAAAGAAUUAGAUUCUUAUCAAUAAUGUGCCGUUUUCAAGAGAGUCCUCGUC